UUCAUUGGCAUCACAAAAGGAUCUUCAAUUUUGGCAAACACGCAAUGGAGGGAAAAUGGGAAAUAAAUCCAAAAUAAAUGAGUCUCCCUCCAAAAUUACAAUUGGUCCUCCUCCUCGUCCUUACCUGGGAAACGAAAAACAAAAAGAUCUGCAAAAGUAAUACAACCCUCCAACUCCUAAAACCCCCAACCCGACUCUCUCAGUAAAAACCCAAAUCGCCCUAAUCACACACUAUAUUCUCAGCUGAUUUUAACUCUCAAAUGGAAAUACAGUAAUACUUGUCCUGUAUGAUGUUACUGGUCCACAGAUUUCAUAAUACUGAACUUUCUUGGGUUUUUUAAGUUAUUGAUUUCAUGGUUUUUGUAAGUAAAACCUAAUUUUAGCAACCAAAAAAAAAUAAAAAUUCAAGAUGGAAGAGGGGUUGAAAGGAAGUACCAUGUGUAGUACAAUGAAACAUGAGUUGGAUUUGAAUAGGGAUCCGUCUGAGCAAAUGGAGCCUACUUUGACUUUGACUGACUCAGUUUCUAAGCAAGAUCUUGAUUUAAAUGAGUCUAUCACAGAAGUUUGUGAAAAUGAUGAUGAGUGUGAUGUCCCUAAAUGUGUCAUUGCUGAUGUUGACUCUGAGAAGGCUGAGGGAAUUGUUGGUGAAGUCGGGGACGAAGACCCGCUGAUGCAAGUGAAGCUUCCGGAGAAGAAUCGAGUGGACAUUGUUGUUGGGAGGCAGCGAGGAAGAAAAAAGAAGGUGAAGGAUUCAACAGAGGAUAAAACUUCCUGUCAGGUGGAGCUUGAAAAUAAGGGUUUAUCUUUGAUGUCGGGCACGUCGAGGCCUUCGGAAGAAAGAAAAUAUGAGGAGGGAACUGCUGUUGAAAAUGGCGAAGUAAUUAAAAUUAAUGUAGCUUGUGAUGGUAAUGGUGAGCCGCAUGGCGAGGUUGAUACCAGUAAGGGCAGAGGGCGGAGGGGGAGGAAAAAGAAGGAGGUUAAGGAUUCAAGAAAGGAUGAUGUUUCUCAUGAUGGUGACUUCCUUGAAAGAGGACUGAUUUCUAAUGGCUCGGUAUCUCUUAAGGGAGAGUCAGGUGUUUCUUCACCUGGAAGACAAAUUGAGCAGGGAAUUCAUGAUCUGGUGGGUGUUGAAAGAGGGGAAAUAACAAAGAUUUCGGAGAGCAGCAUUGAUGACAUUAGCCAAGUGCAAGAUAAAAGCAAUGAUAAGAGCGAGAAGAAGCCUGGGAAGAGAGGCAGAGGAAGGAAAAGAACUGAAGCUGAGGCUUCUGAAUGCCACGAUAACGAUGCCACUGCCGGUGAACAAGUUGAUGCCAGUAGUGAUGAAGCCAAGAUUAAGGUACGCAAGAGAGGUAGAGGGAGGAAAAGAAAGGAUGCGGAGGAUGUUGAGCUUCCUGCUGAUGAUCAAGUCAAAAGACAGAAGGUGAAUACAGUGCUUUCUAUGGGUCAGUUUAAAAGGGUCUUGAGGUCAGGUACAGUGGCUGUUAUUGAUGGUAAGAAGCAUGUUUUUGGAGUAAAGGAUGCAGGUGUGUCCAGUUCAAAAACAGAGAACAACAUUGAUCCGUCUGGCAUGAAAAUACUCAAGGCAAGGAAUGAUGUUAAUGCAAGACUGAUAGAGAGGGGAAAGCAAAAGCCGAAGGGCCGUCGUGGAAGACCUCCAAAGAUGCAAGGGACCAGUAGCCAAAAAGACAAAUCGAGGGGUCCCAAGAGAAGCAUGAACGAUGAAAAGGCCGACGGUCUUGUUAAGGGCUCAAAGCAUCUCAAGGUGAAUCAGACAAAUGGCGUCGAAGAGGCUCUUGGGUACGAGGAAGGCACUGAACAAGCAAAUGCUGAAGUUAAUAACGAGGGUCCUGGAAAUGAUGGAAACAAAAGGCUCAGCAGUGAUCCAUAUCAUGAUAAGCAGAGUAAGUCGAAAGGAAGCAAGACUGAGGUGAAGGAAUUUGGUGUUAGGGAACAAAAGCAGGCAGUUAGAGAGCAGAUAAUCGAUAUGCUUAUGAAGUCAGGUUGGACUGUUGAGUACAGGCCCAGGUUAACAAAAGAUUAUAAGGACGCAAUCUGGUAUGAUCCGGAAGGAAGACAACAUUGGUCAGUCACUUUGGCAUACAAGAGGCUUAAAGAGAGAGUUGAAGCUGGAGCUGCUGAUGAUAAGACCAGGUCUGCAUUUACUCCUAUACCGGAGGAUGUAUUCAGCACACUGUUCAGAGGUAGGAAAGAAAAAGAGAACAAGGGAAAGAAGAAGCAAAAGGUUGUUGGAUGUAAAACAAGCAAGAAAAUGACCAAAAAGAAGCAAUCUGCCAAAAGCAACUUAAGUUUUGGAACCAAAACAGGAAACAGCUUAAGUGUGGCAGUAAGGAGGAAAAAGUUGGGAGCAAAUACAGAAGACGGAAAACGCAGAAAGCCCUGUGCUCUUUUGGCACGGAGUUCCAAGGGAGGAGGGGUUGAUUCAGAUGGUGAUGAGUUUAUACUGUAUGAUGGGAAGCGAACUCUUUUAGCGUGGAUGAUUGAUUUAGGGGUUAUUCAAUCUAAUGCACAGGUGCACUACAUUUAUGGUGGAAGGAAAAAAGUGAAGCAAGCAGGAAAGAUCACAGGAGAUGGAAUUUGUUGUGGCUGUUGUGGUGAGACACUUAAGCUUGCUGAUUUUGAAUCCCAUGCUGGAAGCGAGCUGGGUCAGCCAUUUCAGAAUGUGUUUCUGCAGUCAGGACAGUCUCUUUUGCAAUGUCUGGUGGACUCAUGGAAUAAACAGAAUGAAAUUGAUCGUAUUGGUUUUCAUUCUGUGAAUAUUGUUGGUGAUGACCCAAACGAUGAUACAUGCAACAUUUGUGGUGAUGGGGGUGACUUGAUAUGUUGUGAUAGUUGCCCCUCAACUUUCCACCAAAGCUGCUUAGAUAUUCAAAAGUUGCCUUCUGGAGAUUGGCGAUGUGUUUAUUGUUCAUGCAAAUUCUGUGGGACAUUUGUCAGAAAAUCCUCAGAGAAUGAUGUUCAGGACGACAUGCUAGUCUCUGAGUUGUUGACAUGCCAUUUGUGUGAGGGAAAAUUCCAUUUGCCUUGUGUCCCUGGUGACGAUGCUCUGGAUUUUGAUUCUAAAGAUCUAACAUUUUGCGGAAAGGGAUGCCAGAAGAUUUUUGAGGGCCUGCAGAUGCUUCUUGGUGUAAGGCAUGACAUGGAUGAAGGAUUUUGUUGGACACUUCUUCGACAUCGUGAUUUUGGCAGGGAUAUAAAUUUGAGUGAUGAUCCAGUUGAAAUUGAGUGCAAUUGCAAGUUAGCUGUUGCUUUCUCCAUUAUGGAUGAGUGUUUUGUGCCCAUUGUUGACCAGCGAAGUAAAAUCAAUAUAAUUCAGAGCGUUGUUUAUAGCUGCGGGUCAAACUUUAGGCGAAUGAACUACCACGGGUUCUAUACUGUUAUUCUGGAGAAGGGUGAUGAACUUAUCUCUGCUGCAUCCAUAAGGAUUCAUGGGAACCAGGUUGUUGAGAUGCCAUUUAUUGGAACACGAUAUAUGCAUCGUCGUCAAGGAAUGUGCCGUCGGCUUCUCACUGCAACUGACACGUGCUUGUUUAACCAGUGUAUGAGUCUGAGUUCUACAUUUGAACCCAUUCCUAUAAAGCUGAGUCAUUCUGUAAGAUCCUCCAGAACUUAG
Molecule: messenger RNA, 3631 nt
Organism: Nicotiana tabacum (common tobacco)
Lineage: Eukaryota; Viridiplantae; Streptophyta; Magnoliopsida; Solanales; Solanaceae
Source: RefSeq, a predicted model, not a curated record